AUGCCUGCUCCGUGCGGCGUGCUCCGGCCGCUUCUCAUCAGGGCGAAACAAAAGUCAGAUUCGCAAUCCUGGGUCCCGGCCACGCGGCACGAUGAUUUCUCCUGUCCCGUCCUUGGGUGCGUCGGUGGUGAUGAUGGGACUGGCACGGGACUGGUUCCAAAAGUCCGGUCCCCUUGGUUUGGUCAAAAGGGUCCGGCGUGUCUGGCUCAGGGUCCUACCAGUGCAGAUUAG
Molecule: messenger RNA, 231 nt
Organism: Akanthomyces muscarius
Lineage: Eukaryota; Fungi; Ascomycota; Sordariomycetes; Hypocreales; Cordycipitaceae
Exons: 3
Coding region: 1-231 (76 amino acids)
Source: RefSeq, a predicted model, not a curated record